Molecule: messenger RNA, 2174 nt
Organism: Raphanus sativus (radish)
Lineage: Eukaryota; Viridiplantae; Streptophyta; Magnoliopsida; Brassicales; Brassicaceae
Product: vesicle-associated protein 2-2-like
Exons: 9
Coding region: 778-1908 (376 amino acids)
Biological process (GO): endoplasmic reticulum membrane organization
Cellular component (GO): plasma membrane; endoplasmic reticulum membrane
Source: RefSeq, a predicted model, not a curated record
AAAAAACGAGAGGGGGUUGGUGAUCGGAAUGGAAUCACGAUUCACGCGUGUUAUACCCGUCUUCAAAAGCAUUCAAAUUUAAUUAAAAAGGUUGCAUUUAUUACCCCAAUCACAUUCUCUCCUAUAUUUUCGCAUCUACCAAAAUCGCAAAUCUCACUUAAAAUUUUUGUUUUAUCCUCAAAUCUCACUUAUAAUACCCAGGCCCGUUACAAAACUAUCGCAGAACAAAAACUGUUAUCUUCCAUCUCAGCACCAUACCCUUUUUUCGUGCGUGUUUGAUGUUUUGAACACAUUCCUCAUAUACUGUACUUGGGCCUUCACUGCUCUCUAUUGUUCGAUCCACCAUCUCAAAGCUCCGUUUGUUAUUCGUCGAGGAUACACGGUAAGAUUAUCUUCCCUACUUUACUGUGAAAAUAGAAACCGCUAGGGCUCCGGGAAGAUCCGAGUGAUCUGAGUUUUACUUCUUUUCUUUUUACUGAAUCACGAGGACUGAGGAGAGGAGACGCUCCUCGAAAACGUCGUCGUUCUAUUUUGAAUAUAUGAGCAGUUGAACUACUAUGAUGUAAUUAGAUCGUCGUUCGAACUUCACGCUGGGGGUUUUGAUUUUCCCGAUACUCUGAAAACGCGUUGCCGACAAGUUGUAAAUUAAAAAAAAAAAAUCGAGUUUGAGUCUUCGGGCGAGUUCGCGCGGUUGUAUUUGAGAAGGAGUUAGCUAGCGCGGUGGUUCGUUUUAUACUUUGAAUCCGAAUCGCUACCUUUUUGUGUAUUUUAGCAACCAUGAAUAUGCCGCUGUUGGAUAUUCAACCAAGGACACUCAAGUUUGUAGUUGAUCUGAAGAAGCAGAGUACCUGCGUGGUUCAGCUGACCAAUUCAACCCAUCUUUUUGUUGCUUUUAAGGUCAAAACUACAUCACCGAAGAAGUACUGUGUCCGUCCAAAUGUUGGCGUUGUGGCACCAAACUCAUCUUGUGAAUUCUCCGUGAUUAUGCAAGCUUUCAAAGAGCGACCUCCAGAUAUGGUUUGCAAAGACAAGUUCUUAAUCCAGAGUACUGCUGUCCCUGAGGAAACAACUGAUGAAGACAUCACAGCUAGCAUGUUCUCCAAAGCGGAAGGCAGACACGUUGAGGAAAACAAACUGAGAGUCACUCUCGUGAUGCCCUCUGACUCACCUGAACUCUCUCCAAUUAAGGGGACGCUGAAGCAGGAAGCAGUGUUUGAAGAUUCCAUCCUCAAGGAUCGAUUACAUGGUCAAUCAGAGACUCUUCCUCCACAAUAUGAGAGGGAGAUUGUAAAGGACCCUAGGAUGGUUGGGGAUGAUGAGUUAAAGCCACCAAGGAAGGGCGUCAUGGAGUUUACUGAAAAUGACAUAAAGGCAACUAAAGGUGGUGGCUACGAUACAUUGAAAAUGGCAAAAGAAGCUGAAUUCGAUCCUAUUAGGUCUCAUAAUGAUGCAGAUGAUGAAAGGGGGAUAAAGCCAACACAUAAUUUGGAUGCUCACACGAAUAUGGCCAUGGAUCUUUCUGGGGAUCAAGGGUUUGCUAACUCAGCCAACAGCGUGACUUAUCCUGAAGAACCAAAGAUGCAUAGGGACAGAGACGUUCUACAGCUGCAGAAAACAGAUGCUCAGAAUAUCAGAGCAUUGGAUGAGUAUAAGUUGGUUAAAGACAUCGAGGAGAUGAAGCUGAAAGUCAAUGCUCUCGAAUCCAAGCUAAAACAGGCUGAUUCAACCAUUUCGAAGCUAAUGGAGGAGCGGUCUAUAAGCUCCCAAAAUAGAGAAAGCUUGCAACAAGAGCUGGUGGAACUGAGGACAAAGAAGAUAGUGAAAGAAGUGCACAUUGGGUUCCCUCUGCUGUUUGUAUGCGUGGUGGCAUUCAUCAGCGUUGUUAUCGGGUAUUGUCUGCGCACUUGACUUGCUCGGUCUCUCCCUUUAUAUCUCUUAGCAAGUUGUGCAGUCAGAAAAUAUAGACAAAGGAAGGGAAAACUUAAUGAUUGGUCUCGUUUUGGUCAUAAUGAUGUUUCUCCAGGCACCUUUAAGAUGAAUUAUUAUAGACUGUAUAGCGUUGAGUGUUAGUUGACACAAAUGGACAUAUGGUAUGAUGAUGAUAUGCUUUGUUCUCUACUCUUUUACUUUCUAUUUUGAUAAAAUUAAUAAAGAUAAAAUGAUAGUUGUAAGCA